This is a messenger RNA of Selaginella moellendorffii, 1434 nucleotides long. RefSeq names its product F-box/LRR-repeat protein 3. Gene Ontology annotation, molecular function: protein binding. The record is from RefSeq and is a predicted model, not a curated record. Gene Ontology annotation, cellular component: SCF ubiquitin ligase complex. The transcript is spliced from 7 exons. NCBI's taxonomy places the organism in Eukaryota, Viridiplantae, Streptophyta, Lycopodiopsida, Selaginellales, Selaginellaceae. Gene Ontology annotation, biological process: SCF-dependent proteasomal ubiquitin-dependent protein catabolic process. The coding region runs from base 1 to 1119 and encodes 372 amino acids.
AUGUACGAGAGCCUUGGCUGUGGGAUGCACCCCAUCCGCCGGUCGGCCACAUUUGACGCUGGAUUGGGAUGCCUGGUAGCCGGUUGCAAGAAGCUCCAAGUCGUCGUCCUCAACGGCUGUGUUGGUAUUUUGGAUGCCGGGCUUUGCUUCCUUGCUUCCAACAGUAAAGAGCCCACCACCAUCGACGCCUCAUACACAGAGGUCUCUAUCGAAAGAUCACUGAUGACGGCAUCAUCAAACUUGCCGUCUCUCAGAGUGUUGAAUCUGGCUGCGUGCUCCAACGUUGGAGACGCGGGAUUCUCGUACAAGUACAUCAUUGCUGGUAUAUCACUGCCAGCUGUUGGAAGCAGUUGGAAAGCUCACGCAGAUCCGAACAUGGCUGGCUGCGAAAUCGCCGGCGAUGGGCUUCGCUUAAACAACAUUUCACUGUUGAUAGAUCGUUGUAGCUGCUUGGAAGAACUGGACGUGACCGAUUGCAACAUCGAUGACGCAGGACUGGAAUGUAUUGCGAAAUGUAGGUUUUUGAAGACUCUCAAGCUCGGGUUUUGCAAGGUCAGCGACAAUGGCACCGAGCAUGUUGGAAGAAAUUGCUCCAACUUGAUCAAGCUCGAUUUAUACAGGUCGGGGAAUGUUGGUGAUGCGGGAGUUGCGUCCAUAGCCGCUGGCUGUCGCAAGUUGAGAAUUCUAAUCCUCUCGUACUGUCCAAACAUCACGGACGCUUCCAUCGUCUUCAAUUCGCAGCUCAGCUAUCUCCAGCAGCUUUGCAAACGAGUUGGCCUGGAGAAAAAACUCCCGGAAUUCAAGAACCUUCUAAAUCUAUCGUAUUGCCGGAUCUCCAACGCUGGACUCGUGAUGCUGGGAAAUCUUCGCUGCUUGCAAAACGUGAAGCUCGUCCAGAUCGGGAAUGUUUCCGUCGAAGUUCUCGCGGCAUCACUCCUUUCGUGUGUUUACUUCAAGAAAGCAUGCCAUGGCCUGGAGAACAGUGGGCAAUAUGGAUCAAGCCCAAAGAGCUUCGUGGAAAGCUUUCAUGUCCGUUCAAAAACGCGCGAAAGAUUCGUGAGAAAGUGGCCUUGGAGCCUGAAUCCUCAUGAUCAAAGCUUACACCCGAGUUUUCCGUGAGAUGCCCGGCCUUUCACAUUGAUGUUCUUGCCUGCGGUGUUUAGCACAUCUAGUCACAUUGGCUGCUUGGAGAAAAGCCACCUGUGUGUGCUUCACGUCGAUUACCUUCGACCAUGGAUUGAUCUCAGUCGCUCAGGACAGUUUGGGAGAGCUCAAGAUCUGAUGAACAACAUGCUGUUUCUCCCUCAUGAGGCUCCAGCCAGAAGCUCCGUCGCCAUAUCCUUAGAGCAAUCUUGUGCAAAUUGCAGCAUCAUCUAUUACUGAGCACUUCAUAUCAUAUGUGUUUGUUAGGUGACGCAGGAGAGGGCGGUGCUC